AUGGCCCGGGAGCGCCGCGCUCGCUCGCUCUCUUGUUCUCCUCGGGGGCCGCCGGGGCCGAAGGGCGCGCGGGGCCGAAGGGCGGGGGAAGCGCGACACGCGGGGGUCUCGCGGCGGCGGCGGCGGCGGCGGCUGCGCGGGGGGAGGGGCGACGGCGGAGAGGAGGAGGAGAAGAGCGAGAGCGCCUCGCGCCGCGGGAGCGACGAAACCGAGAAGAAGGAGGGAGGGAGGAGGGGCGCGCGUCGGGAGGGAGGGCGGCUCUUGGCGGAGGGAGGCUCUAGGCGGCGAGCGGCCCGACGCGCCGCGCGUGGCGGCGCUUUGUGA
Molecule: messenger RNA, 324 nt
Organism: Dama dama (fallow deer)
Lineage: Eukaryota; Metazoa; Chordata; Mammalia; Artiodactyla; Cervidae
Product: protamine-like
Exons: 2
Coding region: 1-324 (107 amino acids)
Source: RefSeq, a predicted model, not a curated record